Closterium sp. Naga37s-1 is the source of this 6384-nucleotide messenger RNA. The record is from the annotation of a GenBank genome assembly. Lineage: Eukaryota; Viridiplantae; Streptophyta; Zygnematophyceae; Desmidiales; Closteriaceae.
GGUAUUUUUCAUCAACGGCUGCCCGCUCUUCAUACGCGGGACCAAUUGGAUCGUCUCGGACGCGAUGCUGCGCCUCUCAGCGGAGCGCUACUGGGCAGAGAUGAAACUUUUCGCGUGUGGGCGGGGGCUCUCAUGGAACGGCCUGAGUUCUACAACGCCUGUGACCAGCUGGGGAUCCUGGUGUGGCAGGAGUUUUGGAUCACGGGCGACUGCAACGGCCGCGGCCUGCCCCCGUCAGACCCCUCCUGGCCGCUGGACCACCGCCUCUUCCUCUCCUGUGCGCAAGACAGCGUCCGCAUGCUGCGCAACCAUGCCAGCCUGGCGCUCUGGGUGGGCGGCAACGAGACCGUGCCCGCUGCUGACCUCAAUGACUCGCUCAAGAGCAUGCUGCGCUUUUAUAAAGCCGAAUCAGAUCAGGACCCCUCACUACUGCUGGACGGCACAAGGGCGUACAUAGAGGGCUCCCUAUGGGGCGGCUUUGCCGACAGCAAGGGAGGCUGGACGGACGGGCCUUAUGGCAUCCAGAACCCUGAAGAUUUCUUCUGCCCGGAUUACUACCCGUACGCGUUUAACCCCGAGAUCGGGUCCGUUGGGGUGCCCGAGGCGGAAAGCUUGCACGAGUUUUUUCCCGAGAGUGAUUGGAGCCCGCCGGUGUUUGGGAGGGCGUGGGAGGAGUGUGGAGGGGAGUGUGUGGAGGAGGAGAGUGAGGGGUGGAAGGUGCAUACGUACAUACCGUAUGGCAUGGUGGGAGUGGAGUCAGAUGGUGGGGGCGAGGUGGGUGGAGGAGGGGCGAGACGGCAAGCAGGCAGGCAACAGCAAGCAGGUGUGCUGCAGCAAGGAGUUGUUAUUGGAUUGGAGCAGGGGGGAGAAGGAGAGGAAGCGAGGAUGCAGGAGGCAGCAGAAGGGAGGGUGAAUUGGAAGAGGGGGUCGGUGCGAGUGAAGAACCAGAUCCUCACGUAUGGGCCCGUGGAGGGACUUGAUGACUUCUGUGCCAAAGCCCAGCUCGCCAACUACCUGCAGUACCGGUCACUGUUUGAGGCAUGGAGCGCGCGCAUGUGGGAGCGGUACACAGGGGUGCUGCUGUGGAAGGGGCAGAACCCCUGGGGGGGGCUGCGCGGGCAGCUGUACGACCACCUGCUGGCCGCCACUGGCGGGCUGUUCGGCGUGCGCUGUGCCCUGGAGCCCAUUCACGUGCAGCUGGACUUACACUCGGGCAAAGUGCAGGUGGUCAACACCACACCCCAUGCUCUCUCCUCCCUCUCUGUGGAAGCUUCCAUCCACCUUCCCAGCGGCCAUUGCCUGUGGCACGCCUCCUCCUCCCUCCCCGCCUCUUUCACGCCCCCACCUGCUCCCCACUCACUCGCCUGCCCGCCGUUUUCAUGCACAGAGACUCAGCUUCAGGUGCACCUCCCACGCCUCCCCGUCUCCCCUCCCAGCCCACCCCCCACCGUCUUCCUCCUCCUCCGCCUGCUCCACUUCCCUGACCCUACCACAUCCUCCUCCCAAAAUCUCCCAUCCUCCCCAUACCACACCGGCUCCUCGCCGCACCUCCCACCAAUGCCAUCUCUUUCCGCGGGCAGUCGUGCAACCAAUGCCCGCACAGUCCCCUCUCCUCCCUGCGUCCCCUCCGCCCUCUCCACUCCCUCCGAUCCCUCCCCUACCUCCUCGGCCUCAGCCCUCCUGCCCUUCUCCUCCUCCUCCCCCACCCCCUCCUCCCCCUCCUCUCUCGCCCCUUCCUCCGCCCCCUCCGCCCCCCCGCCCGCCUACGCCUAUCUGGGUGAUUUCCGUGCCCUGGGAGGCCCCUUCCGCCAGCACAAGCUGCGCCUCUCCCUCUCCCUCCUCCGCGUCUCCUCCGCCCCUCCCCUGGGUGAGGCAGGGAUGCAUCUACCACCCAGUGAGGCCCAUGGAGGGAGGUCUAUCUGGUGGAGGGCGUAUCUGCUGGUGAGCAAUCCUGUGAAUGGAGGCGUUUUGGAUGGAAGGCAGAGCGCAGAUCGGCAAGGAAACGGAGGAGCAGCAGUGGGGGGGCGCACUGGGACUUUGAAUGAGCCUGCUGCAGGAGUGAAUGAGGACGAGAGCGUUGCUGGAGGUGUGGCGUUCUUUGUCCGUUUCAAUGUGCGCCGGCGGGUGGACGGCAAGAGGGUGCUUCCUGCAGUGUACUCUGAGAAUUACCUCUCGCUGCUACCUGGUGAGGAGGUCACUGUACAGGUGGAGUUCGCUCAUGAGCCUUGCUCUGCAUGCGUUGAGGGAAGUCCCUCCAGUGGCUCGAGCUGUUCAGGCUGCAAAGCCCUUCUCCUAACUCAGGUUGCCAACAUGGGUAAGGAAAAGUUGCACAUCAACAUUGUCGUCAUCGGCCAUGUCGACUCCGGCAAGUCGACGACGACUGGUCAUCUCAUCUACAAGCUGGGUGGGAUUGACAAGCGUGUGAUUGAGCGUUUCGAGAAGGAAGCCGCUGAAAUGAACAAGAGGUCCUUCAAGUACGCCUGGGUGCUAGACAAGCUCAAGGCGGAGCGCGAGCGUGGUAUUACCAUCGAUAUCGCUCUGUGGAAGUUCGAGACCAACAAGUACUACUGCACGGUCAUUGACGCUCCCGGCCAUCGCGAUUUCAUCAAGAACAUGAUUACGGGAACCUCGCAGGCUCGUUACGAGGAAAUCGUGAAGGAGGUGUCGUCGUACCUGAAGAAGGUCGGCUACAACCCUGACAAGAUUCCCUUCGUGCCCAUCUCUGGUUUCGAGGGUGACAACAUGAUUGAGCGCUCUACCAACCUGGACUGGUACAAGGGCCCCACCCUGCUGGAGGCUCUGGAUCAGGUGUCCGAGCCCAAGAGGCCGUCCGACAAGCCCCUGCGUCUGCCCCUUCAGGACGUGUACAAGAUCGGCGGUAUUGGAACAGUUCCGGUCGGUCGAGUGGAGACUGGUGUGCUGAAGCCCGGUAUGGUUGUGGUGUUCGCUCCCAGCGGUCUGACCACUGAGGUUAAGUCGGUGGAGAUGCACCACGAGUCUCUGCCCGAGGCUGGCCCCGGUGACAACGUUGGCUUCAACGUGAAGAACGUGUCGGUGAAGGAGCUCAAGCGUGGCUACGUCGCGUCUGACUCGAAGAACGACCCCGCCAGGGAGGCUGCCAACUUCACCUCGCAGGUCAUCAUCAUGAACCACCCUGGCCAGAUCGGUAACGGCUACGCGCCUGUGCUGGAUUGCCACACGUCCCACAUUGCUGUGAAGUUCUCUGAGAUUAUCACCAAGGUGGACAGGCGUUCCGGCAAGGAGCUGGAGAAGGAGCCCAAGUUUGUGAAGAACGGUGAUGCUUGCUUCGUGAAGAUGGUUCCCACCAAGCCCAUGUGCGUCGAGACCUUCUCCGAGUACCCUCCUCUUGGACGCUUCGCUGUGCGUGACAUGAGGCAAACAGUGGCUGUCGGUGUCAUCAAGAGCGUUGAGAAGAAGGAUCCCUCCGGCGCAAUCCAAUCAGAGGCGAAGGUGUUCACAGUGGGCGGCAGUGGGUUGAGUCCGUGGGGAUACGGCGUGAAGAAGUGGAAGCCCAAGGGCGUCAUUCACGCCGGAGACACUCUCGUGUUCAAGUGGAGGGGCAUCCCGCAUGACGUGUGGAUCAUGAACACCAUGGACGCGUACAACAACUGUGACUUUGGGGCGGCCACUAGGAAGACUGGCAUCACAUCUGUGGGGAAGUACAAGUACAAGUCUGUUACUCUUUUACCAUGCCUCUUCUUCCCAUGUGCCGCUGUUCUGCCUCCCAUCCCAUGUGUCUCUGCUCUGCCUCCCAUCCCAUGUGUCUCUGCUCUGCCUCCCAUCCCAUGUGUCUCUGCUCUGCCUCCCAUCCCAUGUGUCUCUGCUCUGCUUCCCAUCCCAUGUGUCUCUGCCUCGCCUCCCAUCCCAUGUGUCUCUGCUCUGCCUCCCAUCUCAUGUGUCUCUGCUCUGCCUCCCAUCCCAUGUGUCUCUGCUCUGCCUCCCAUCCCAUGUGUCUCUGCUCUGCCUCCCAUCCCAUGUGUCUCUGCUCUGCCUCCCAUCCCAUGUGUCUCUGCUCUGCCUCCCAUCCCAUGUGUCUCUGCUCUGCCUUUCAUCCCAUGUGUCUCUGCUCUGCCUUUCAUCCCAUGUGUCUCUGCUCUGCCUUUCAUCCCAUGUGUCUCUGCUCUGCCUUUCAUCCCAUGUGUCUCUGCUCUGCCUUUCAUCCCAUGUGUCUCUGCUCUGCCUUUCAUCCCAUGUGUCUCUGCUCUGCCUUUCAUCCCAUGUGUCUCUGCUCUGCCUUUCAUCCCAUGUGUCUCUGCUCUGCCUUUCAUCCCAUGUGUCUCUGCUCUGCCUUUCAUCCCAUGUGUCUCUGCUCUGCCUUUCAUCCCAUGUGUCUCUGCUCUGCCUUUCAUCCCAUGUGUCUCUGCUCUGCCUUUCAUCCCAUGUGUCUCUGCUCUGCCUUUCAUCCCAUGUGUCUCUGCUCUGCCUUUCAUCCCAUGUGUCUCUGCUCUGCCUUUCAUCCCAUGUGUCUCUGCUCUGCCUUUCAUCCCAUGUGUCUCUGCUCUGCCUUUCAUCCCAUGUGUCUCUGCUCUGCCUUUCAUCCCAUGUGUCUCUGCUCUGCCUUUCAUCCCAUGUCCCUCUGCCUGCUCAUCCAUAUGUCCCUGCCCUCUGCCUGCUCAUCCAUAUGUCCCUGCCCUCUGCCUGCUCAUCCAUAUGUCCCUGCCCUCUGCCUGCUCAUCCAUAUGUCCCUGCCCUCUGCCUGCUCAUCCAUAUGUCCCUGCCCUCUGCCUGCUCAUCCAUAUGUCCCUGCCCUCUGCCUGCUCAUCCAUAUGUCCCUGCCCUCUGCCUGCUCAUCCAUAUGUCCCUGGGAAUCCAGAUAAAGGUGCCCUUUCCAAACGUGUCUGUCCCCCUCCCACCCUUGCCGCCAAGCCAGCAGAGACACGGACGUGGCAGCAGGCGGGUGUGUGCAUGCAGCAUGCAUGGAGUGUGGUGGAGCAGCUGCGUUCAGGCAGGCAGCAGGGUUCACGGGCAGCGCAACAGGCGGGCUUGCAGGCAGCAGCGUGCACGGCUGUGGUGACAGCAGCGUGCACGGCUGUGGUGACAGCAGCGUGCACGGCUGUGGUGGUGACAGCAGCGUGCACGGCUGUGGUGACAGCAGCGUGCACGGCUGUGGUGGUGACAGCAGCGUGCACGGCUGUGGUGACAGCAGCGUGCACGGCUGUGGUGACAGCAGGCGUGGGCUUGCCAUUAAAGCACCCACUCAUCCAUACCUGCACGCCUUACCCCUCUCACACCCCUCUCACACCCCUCUCACACCCCUCUCACACCCCUCUCACACCCCUCUCACACCCCUCUCACACCCCUCUCACACCCCUCUCACACCCCUCUCACACCCCUCUCACACCCCUCUCACACCCCUCUCACACCCCUCUCACACCCCUCUCACACCCCCUCACACCCCUCUCACACCCCCUCACACCCCCUCACACCCCGCUAAACGCCCUUCGCAGUGAGCCCCGUAACCCCGUUCAAGUCUCCCCACGUCCCCUUGCUCAUGCUGUUGCGAGCAUCAUGGCCUCACUCACGAGAAUAAUGCCUAAGCACGCCGCAUUGCUCAACCUCUGUGCAAACUCGCCCAUGAGUUCUUACUCAUCCCCCAACCGUGCCUCAUCCCCCAACCGUGCCUCAUCCCCCAGCCGUGCCUCAUCCCCCAACCAUGCCUCAUUCCCCAACCGUGCCUCAUUCCCCAACCGUGCCUCAUUCCCCAACCGUGCCUCAUUCCCCAGCCAUGCCCCAUCCCUCGUGCCCACGAUCCAAAACUCAACAGCACCCCCCUCGGCACCAUCACCACCUCCUCCAAAGGACACGUGUGCACUGCUGCAGGCCAACCCAUGCCUGCCCGGCGCCUGUGUGAGCAACUCCUCAGCUGCCCCUGGCUACACCUGCCGCUGCCCCACUGGCUAUGACCAGGCCAUGCUUGCGGGCAAACCGACGUGCCUGGAUCUAAACUCAACAGCACCCCCCUCGGAAGCACCCGCCUCGGAAGCACCCGCCUCGGAAGCACCCCCCUCGGAAGCACCCCCCUCGGAAGCACCCCCCUCGGAACCAGCACCCCCCUCGGCACCACCAACCCCCCCGUCACCGUCACCACCUCCAAAGGACGCGUGUGCACUGCUGCAGGCCAACCCAUGCCUGCCCGGCGCCUGUGUGAGCAACUCCUCAGCUGCCCCCGGCUACACCUGCCGCUGCCCCACUGGCUUUGAGCAGACCACGAGUGCGGGCGCUCCGACGUGCCUGGGUACGCGUUGUAAGGGAAGGAGGGGGGGGCGGGGUGUAGAUGCAUGUGGGGUGGGUCUGCACGCUGCAUGCUGGGCAUGGUGGGAUGGCGUGCAUGUGGGAUGUCAGCUACGCAUGGUGGGAUGGUAG